Messenger RNA from Limanda limanda (common dab), 1793 nucleotides. RefSeq names its product radical S-adenosyl methionine domain containing 1 (gene rsad1). NCBI's taxonomy places the organism in Eukaryota, Metazoa, Chordata, Actinopteri, Pleuronectiformes, Pleuronectidae. Gene Ontology annotation, cellular component: cytoplasm. Gene Ontology annotation, molecular function: 4 iron, 4 sulfur cluster binding; coproporphyrinogen oxidase activity. The transcript is spliced from 9 exons. The record is from RefSeq and is a predicted model, not a curated record. Gene Ontology annotation, biological process: porphyrin-containing compound biosynthetic process. The coding region runs from base 1 to 1536 and encodes 511 amino acids.
AUGAAUCCUGUCAUCAGGACCAUGGGCCUGACCUUUCCCAGGGUCAGACACGCCCUCUGCCCCGCCCCUCGCCUCCUGUCCGGCGGACAAGUCACUGAGGACGUGACUGGAGGAUCAGGAUCUCCACCAAUCACAGGAUCUCCACCAAUCACAGGAUCUCCACCAAUCACAGGAUCUUCACCAAUCACAGGCUCUCCACCAAUCACAGGAUCUCCACCAAUCACAGGAUCUCCACCAAUCACAGGAUCUUCACCAAUCACAGGCUCUCCACCAAUCACAGGAUCUCCACCAAUCACAGGGCAGGGAUCUCCACCAAUCACAGGGCAGGCGUCUCUCUACGUGCAUUGGCCUUACUGCCUCAGGAGAUGCCCCUACUGCAACUUCAACAAGUACAUCCCCAGAGAGGACAACCACCAGCUCAUGACCGAGUGCCUGCAGCGGGAGGCCGGCACGCUGCUGCAGCUCAGUCAGGCGUCCAGCAUCACCUCUGUGUUUUUUGGCGGCGGGACCCCCAGCCUUGCCCACCCAUCCACCAUCGCCGCCAUCCUGGAAACCGUCUCCAGGCGGGUGACUCUGUCGGAUGAGGCCGAGGUCACGCUGGAGGUCAACCCCACUCCUGCAGCUAUGUCGAAGUUGGAGGAUUACUGCCGCGCCGGGGUCAACCGCUUCUCCAUCGGGGUCCAGUCUUUGCUGGAUGAUGAUUUGAAGAUUCUGGGAAGAGACCACAGUUCCCUUCAGGCUUUGCAAACCAUGGAGGAGGCCCGGAGGCUGUGCCCGGGGAGGGUGUCGGUAGACGUCAUGUUCGGACGCCCCAAACAGAGCGUUGCAUCCUGGGAGGAAGAGCUGUGCGAGCUGCUGAGGGUGUGCGACGACCACGUGUCUCUGUACCAGCUGACCCUGGAGCGAGGGACCCAGAUGUUCAACAUGGUGCAACGAGGGGAAGUCACGGUGCCGGCUGACGACCUGACGGCCGAGAUGUACCAGUGCGCCAGGAGGACUCUCCAUCAGAAGGGCUUCCUGCAGUACGAGGUGUCGAACUUUGCAAGAAAUAAUGCAGCGAGUCAUCACAACCAGAGCUACUGGAAAGGACGACAGUACAUCGGCAUCGGCCCAGGAGCACACGGCCGCUUCGUUCCUCUGGGGGAGGGGGGUGUGGCCCGGGAGGCUCGGACCCAGACUCUCGAUCCUGACGGCUGGAUUCGUGAAGUCCGACAGAACGGACACGGGACGCGUAGGCGGGUUCAGCUCAGCCAUCUCGAACUAUUGGAGGAGGUGCUGGUGAUGGGGAUGAGAAUGACAGAGGGCAUCGAUCACAAGCACUGGGAGGUGUUCAGCCCUCAGAUGGGACUCCAUGAAGUCUUUGGCACAUCCACCGAUGUCCAAGAGUUGCUACAGCGUGGACAGCUGAUUCUUGAUGAAAGGGGUCUGCGCUGCUCCUGGGACGGACUGGCCUUACUGGACAGCAUACUUCCAUCUCUACUGGUGGAGCUACAAACCCAAAUCCUCCAGGGGCCACAAAGGGACCACAGCCACUGAAGACCUCCAACCCAGUAUGAAAGUAAUGUUAAUAACAGAGCAGAUGAUUUUGGAGAAAGCUUGUUUGUGGGUCAGACUGACACAAGGUUAAGUUUAAUGCCAAAAUAUUUAAAUACCUUAUUUAAUGCUUUACAUGUAGACUGUGUAUUCUUUGAGUUGUAGUGUUUUGCUGUCAUGACAACUCAAGACCAUCACAACCUCACCACUGUAACUGACACUGAAACCUUUCUCAUUAAAUCUUUCCCCUGUCAUCUAAA